Dentiscutata heterogama is the source of this 258-nucleotide messenger RNA. Lineage: Eukaryota; Fungi; Glomeromycota; Glomeromycetes; Diversisporales; Gigasporaceae. The record is from the annotation of a GenBank genome assembly.
UUUACCGAUGAAGAUCUGAUUCACACCGCUACAGAAAUUGAACAGAUCGAAGACGAAUUUGUUGUGCCACCCCUAACUGGGGAGGAACAAUUGAACAUUUUACAUAGUGCUUUAAGAAUUGUUGAUGAAAGGAUUGAUGAUGGUGGAGAAACAAUAAAAUCAUUAUGCAAGCUACAGUCCUGUAUUCGUGAGGAAGUUCGAAAAGAAAAAGCUGGUAAGCAAGUUCAAAAUAAAUUGGAGCAAUACUUCAAAACUUGA